This is a messenger RNA of Colletotrichum lupini, 1563 nucleotides long. RefSeq lists its product as uncharacterized. The coding region runs from base 1 to 1563 and encodes 520 amino acids. The record is from RefSeq and is a predicted model, not a curated record. Lineage: Eukaryota; Fungi; Ascomycota; Sordariomycetes; Glomerellales; Glomerellaceae. The transcript is spliced from 2 exons.
AUGAGUUCUCUGAGAGAUGAAGGGGCCGUUGACACGAAUUAUCUCAUUCGGUUGUUCCUUGACACGCCAGCCGAGGAAACGCCUCAUGUGGGUGCUGGUCUCGUUGCACGCCUGGCAGAAGGAACAAUAGCUGUGUUUCAAGACAUAAAAAAAAGUCCGAUUGACGGAGUCAAAGGAGAUUCAGAGUCUCAAUCAUAUCUUGUCAGUCUUGGAAGGAGCUCUGACAGACUUCAACUCUGGUCAGACGGAUACGGAAUCUCCAGCCGAGCCUCCCAUGGCCUCUUUGAGCGAUCUAGUCGACUGCGAGGUGCAACGCUUGAGAUUCUAUCCAGUAUAGGUUUGGCUCUUACUGAGAGACUCAUCGCAUCAACCUUUGGGGCGGGCCUUCUUAGGAAGACGCAACUUCCUGAGAGCUUCACAACUAAGGUAGAACAGCUGAGGCAACUGCUACAAGAAGCCGAAAACGAUGUAGCAAAGAGUGAAUCUUCAACUGGAUCAUCUGAUUAUGACGAUGACGAUAUCGAACAAAUCACUGCAGAUCUUGAAACAGACACCAGAAGUUUGAUGGAAUUAGAUGCCUUAUUCUCUGAACCUAUUCUGGACGCCAGACACAUGAGGCAAUCUCUUCCGUCGUCUUUGCACGAAUGGGAACCUCAUGAACCUUACAAACAUAUAAUCACCAACAGAUUUCCAAAAGCAGAUGUUGGGCUCAUUACCAGUCUCGGAAAAGCCAAUUAUGAGCGAUUCUUGAGAGGUCAAGAGGAGAGGAACAGCAAUUCUCGGACAUUUCUGGAACCUGUCAUGCUGCAAGAAAUCGGGAAUUCAGACGCUGCAAGUUCUAAAUUCAACGAUUCGGGUCUUGGAUCAUCUAUUCCUUCAUCUUACGCGGAGACAAUUAUGUCGUACCACGGCGGCGAAGGGACUUCGAUCCGCUUACCGUCCCUACCCAAAUCAGCCAGGAAUGGUUCAAGCUUUUUGUGUAUAGCAUGCGGCCUGUCAACCAUCGUGCAAUCUAAUCUGGCAUGGAAACGCCACUUGUUCAACGACUUAAGGCCUUGGCAGUGCUUAGAGCCCUCGUGUAGAUACAAGAGCGUCUUCAGCACUCGUAGGGAUUGGGUCUCACAUCUCGCUCUUCGCCACUUCGGGCCCGAGUGGAAAGGAACCGAGUGCUCACUAUGCCGAAAUGACACUGGCAAUGGCAAGAUCGCUAUUCUUCAACACCUCGGGGGGCAUCUUGAGGAGAUCUCUCUUGCUUCUCUCCCUUCGAAACCCGACUUAGAGACAGAAAGCCAAUUUUCAGACGGCAGUCGGCAAGAUGAUGCGAUUGGCAGUGAAGCCGAGGAGACCCAUGCCGCAGCAGAACUUGAUUAUCUUGACUUGUCUGGCACGGCAGCUAAUGUACAAAGUGCUGAAAUGGGGCAAGAAGGGCCAGUCGCUUCUAGUCCAGCUGAGAGGUACAUCGAAAGAGCCAGACGAACCGGACGUCUGGAACCUGAAGUUUGCAAUGCAUUCUUGACCUUGAUGAAAGAGCGUGCGAGAGAGAUGUAUGGCAUAGUAUCUUAA